AGCAGCUUGCAGCUCCCCUCCGCCUUGUGUCCCUCUGUUCCCAUCCCUGUCAGCUCGCCUUCAGUCAGUUUAGCAGGCUAAGUACGGAGAGAGGAGGUCCAGUUCUCUUUCGUUUCUGCUCAGUCUGCUGCUCAGCACGCCUUCAACACACAUUCCACACCAUGGCGGCCACGGACGUGGACGUAUUUUCGAACGAGGAGAAACGGAACCUCAGCCUGGGCGGCCAUGUUGGAUUCGACAGCCUCCCUGACCAACUGGUCAGUAAAUCAGUCACACAGGGCUUUUGCUUCAACAUCCUCUGUGUAGGAGAGACUGGCAUUGGUAAAUCAACAUUAAUGAACACACUGUUUAACACCAUGUUUGAAAACGAAGAGGCGAGCCACUACCAGAACGGCGUGUAUUUGCGACCGCGGACCUACGAUCUCCAGGAGAGCAACGUCCACCUCAAACUAACAAUUGUUGACACCGUUGGGUUUGGUGACCAGAUUAACAAGGAGGACAGUUACAAGCCAAUCGUGGACUACAUCGACACCCAGUUUGAAAACUAUCUCCAGGAGGAGCUGAAGAUCAAACGGUCGUUGUUUAAUUACCACGACACCAGGAUCCAUAUCUGCCUUUAUUUCAUCGCCCCGACAGGACACUCCCUCAAGUCUCUGGACCUCGUCACAAUGAAGAAACUGGACAGCAAGGUCAACAUAAUUCCUAUCAUCGCCAAAGCGGACACAAUCUCCAAGAGCGAGCUCCACAAAUUCAAAAUCAAGAUAAUGAGCGAGCUCGUGAGCAAUGGCGUCCAGAUCUAUCAGUUCCCGACAGACGACGAAGCGGUCAGCGAGAUCAAUGCCUCAAUGAAUGCCCAUCUGCCAUUUGCUGUGGUUGGGAGCGUGGAAGAGGUGAAAGUGGGGAACAAAACGGUGAGGGCCAGACAGUACCCCUGGGGAGUGGUGCAAGUUGAGAACGAGAGCCACUGUGACUUUGUAAAACUCAGAGAGAUGCUGAUCCGAGUCAACAUGGAGGAUCUGAGGGAGCAGACACACGCCCGCCACUACGAGCUGUACCGGCGCUGCAAACUGGAGGAGAUGGGCUUUAAAGACACAGAUCCAGAUAGCCAGCCUUUCAGUCUUCAAGAAACAUAUGAAGCCAAGAGGAAAGAGUUUUUAGGGGACUUGCAGCGGAAAGAAGAAGAAAUGCGGCAAAUGUUCGUAAACAAAGUAAAAGAAACUGAAGCAGAACUCAAAGAAAAGGAACGAGAGCUCCAUGAAAAGUUUGAGCAGCUGAAGCGGAUGCACCAGGAGGAGAAGAGGAAGGUGGAGGAGAAGCGGAGAGAGCUUGAGGAGGAGAUGAAUGCCUUCAACAGGAAGAAAGUGGCAGUUGAGACCCUUUCCUUAUCUCAACCCCUCAAAAAAGACAAGGACAAGAAAAAUUAAUUUUUGGGGCACAGCGCACCCAUCAACACACGACCAUGGAUUUGUCCUUCAUCACCAUAGCAACGACCACAUCUGUCUUGUUGUUUUUUUUUUUCUUUGUCUUGUUAUUUGACAUUCCAUCUUGACAUUGUGCACAUGGACCAAAGACACUGAGGAUGAUGAUGAUGGUGGUGAAGCCACAGAAGAGAAAAAGAGUGAAAGAUGGUAAGAGAGAUAUUGAGGAGACAUUUUCACAUCCCAUCAGUGGCCAUCUCAUUGAUUCAGGAUCUUUCUAUGUGAUUUUUGGAGAUUUUUGUUAUGAGUAUAUCUGUUUAUUUUAAUUUCUUUGUUUUUAAAAAAAAUUCUGUAUUUUAUUUGUUUCCUCAUUAGCCAUCAAAACGGUGAUUAAAACCUGUCGAGCAUAGUCAUUUUUUUUUUGGUACUGCAAUUUAAGAAAUACGGGCAAAAUAUGUAUUCAAAGAAAAUAUAUGGUGUGGCCAGUUUUUGUAGAACUGACAUUCAAAUCCAAGAUGAAAACGUCCUCAACGUUGCUGAUCGAUUUGAAAUAUUCCCAUGUGAUUUGUCUUGUCAAACCUUUUGUAACCAUGAGAAAUUAGUUUAGUGUAAUCAGUCCCUCAAUAGAGGUAAUAAUAGAUUUAAAUCUCAGCGUGUCAAGCAAUAACUGAGUACCUUAAUUUACAGAGGUACUGACAACCUAACGUAGGCCUAUGUCUUAAAAAUCUAUGCAAUAUUCUAGUGCUGCAGUUAAUGUAUGUGAAUAUUUUCUAGAGCUUACCAAGCUUAUAGUAAUAUGCAAAAUGUAAUAGUUUUUAAAUCUGAUUAAUAAAUAUGAUGUAAGAAGCCUAUAAGAGAGUGUACAUUAUUUGUGAGUGACUUAACAAUAUUGUAAACCAUGCGUGAUCAUGUUGAUAUGUUAUGUCAGUGGAAUCAUGAUUAUGAAGCCAGUAAACAUUUAAGCCUCAGCUCUCUGCAGGAGAGUUUACUCUCAGACAUGGAGAAGAGAGCAGCUGUAUUUACUGUCUGUUGAUGCAAAUAAAUGCAAAGCCUCUCUAUGCUCUGA
Molecule: messenger RNA, 2484 nt
Organism: Girardinichthys multiradiatus
Lineage: Eukaryota; Metazoa; Chordata; Actinopteri; Cyprinodontiformes; Goodeidae
Gene: septin8a
Product: septin 8a
Exons: 10
Coding region: 162-1424 (420 amino acids)
Biological process (GO): cytoskeleton-dependent cytokinesis
Cellular component (GO): cell division site; microtubule cytoskeleton; septin complex
Molecular function (GO): GTPase activity; GTP binding; molecular adaptor activity
Source: RefSeq, a predicted model, not a curated record